Mollisia scopiformis is the source of this 1575-nucleotide messenger RNA. RefSeq names its product putative cytochrome P450 oxidoreductase. The coding region runs from base 1 to 1575 and encodes 524 amino acids. Lineage: Eukaryota; Fungi; Ascomycota; Leotiomycetes; Helotiales; Mollisiaceae. The record is from RefSeq and is a predicted model, not a curated record. The transcript is spliced from 6 exons. Gene Ontology annotation, molecular function: iron ion binding; oxidoreductase activity, acting on paired donors, with incorporation or reduction of molecular oxygen; monooxygenase activity.
AUGAUAAACUCCUUCUAUCUGGCCGUCGUGGGACUGGUGAUUUAUGGAAUAUAUAGUCUUCUCCAGGUUGGAAGCCGUGACAAGCGACUUCCUCCCGGCCCGCCAACGACUCCAAUCUUUGGAAAUGCGCUUUCAAAUUCCCCCAACGGGGCUUGGAAAGAAGUCAAAACUCAUAAUUGUCAUAGAUUCGAGGAAUGGGCAAAAGAGUACGGCCCAGUCUUCUCUCUCAAAGUUUUUUCCGGGACAAUGAUCGUGCUAGCGGAUCAAAAGUCCGUAUACCAGCUCUGCGACAAGAAAGGGAGUAUUUACUCUGACCGACCUCCCUUGCCGAUCCCUCUCUUCAUAACUCGUGGCGCACACAUCACGAUGGAGCCUCAGGGGCCAUCCUGGAGAGAGAAAAGAACAGUAGUAACGAAAAACCUUAAUCCCAAAGCUCUGGAUGAGAAGCAUUUUCGAAUCCAGGAAGCAGAGUCUACUGUCUUCAUGAACAAUCUCCUUGAGGAUCCUGACAAAGUAUUCGAGUGGGCGAAGCUCUACGCCACAUCUGUUGCGGCUAUUAUAUCCUGGGGUUUUCGUGCAAAGGACUUUAACUCGUUCUGGUAUCGAGAGUUCUACGAUUUCAUGGAUAAGUGGCUCGAGACAAUUGAACCUGGCGCAAACCCUCCAGUUGAAUUUUUCCCGUUCUUGUGGUACAUGCCUGGCAAGUGGAAAAAGAGGGUCUAUAAUACCCGCGACCGCAUGGACAAGCUCUGGUCUCAUGGGAGGAAACUGGUAGAUGAAAGGCGGUCCCGGGGCGACCAGAGAGAGUGCAUAAUCGAUAUAAAAUUGGACGAGUACAAUGCAGAAGGCUGGAAGAUGUCGCAGCACGCAUUUAAUAUCAUGUUUGGAGAACUGCUGGAGGCAGGCGCGGACACAACCGCCAAUAUGCUACUUACUUUGAUUCUCGCAAUUACCAAGUUCCCAGAGACGCAAGCCAAGGCACGAAAAGAAUUGGACCGAGUCUGUGGGACAGACCGAACACCUCAGUUCACAGAUUUUGAGGCCCUUCCCUACAUAAACGCAAUUGUGAAGGAAGGGUUGAGAUGGCGACCAACAUCUGAGCUUGGCCUUCCGCACCAGGUCUCACAAGACGACUGGUACGACGGCAUGCUGAUUCCCAAGAACAGCGUCAUUUGGAUUGGGAUUUGGUCCUUGCAUCAAAAUCCAGACCUCUAUCCCGAGCCCGAGCUGUUUAACCCCGACCGCUUCCUCUCGCAUCCCCACCUCGCGGAUAAGUAUUCUGUAGGCUCGGAUUACGAGAAGAGGGAUCACUAUGGGUAUGGCGCCGGACGCCGAAUCUGCCCGGGCAUCCAUCUGGCAGAGAGGAGUAUGUGGAGAAUUGUCGCUAAGUUGUUGUGGGCAUUCGAGUUCUCCGAAUUGCCAGAUCAUCCGCUCGACGUGAAUGCUUAUACGAGCGCCAUUCUGGUGCGGCCGUUGGAAUAUAAGGUAAAGGUUACGCCGAGGAGCGAGAAACAUCUGGCGACGAUUAAAGGAGAGUUGAAAGGAGCAAUGGAGUUUUUGGCGCAAUAUGAUUAA